Hippopotamus amphibius kiboko is the source of this 2114-nucleotide messenger RNA. RefSeq names its product phosphodiesterase 1B (gene PDE1B). The record is from RefSeq and is a predicted model, not a curated record. Gene Ontology annotation, molecular function: 3',5'-cyclic-nucleotide phosphodiesterase activity. NCBI's taxonomy places the organism in Eukaryota, Metazoa, Chordata, Mammalia, Artiodactyla, Hippopotamidae. The coding region runs from base 126 to 1676 and encodes 516 amino acids. The transcript has 15 exons. Gene Ontology annotation, biological process: signal transduction.
GUCACUCACUUUUGCUGAGACCUGGAGGAGGAAGUCAGGGGCCCAAGAGGGAGCCAUUCCCCUCAGGGGCCCAGGGGCUCCAGGGGCAGAAUUUUGAUACUCUGAAGUAGGAAACUUUGAUUCUCAUGGCAAGCCCUGUUCCGGUGCCGAGGAGUCACCUCCAGGGCCCCAUCCUCAGGCUGCGCUACAUGGUGAAGCAGUUGGAGAACGGGGAGGUAAACAUUGAGGAGCUGAAGAAGAACCUGGAGUACACGGCUUCCCUGCUGGAGGCCGUCUACAUAGAUGAGACGCGGCAUAUCUUGGACACGGAAGAUGAGCUGCAGGAGCUGCGGUCUGACGCGGUGCCUUCGGAGGUGCGGGACUGGCUGGCCUCCACCUUCACUCAGCAGGCCCGGGCCAAAGGCCGCCGAGCAGAGGAGAAGCCCAAGUUUCGGAGCAUCGUGCAUGCGGUGCAGGCUGGGAUCUUCGUGGAACGGAUGUUCCGGAGAACAUACACCUCUGUGGGCCCCACCUAUUCCACUGCAGUCCUCAACUGUCUCAAGAACCUGGACCUCUGGUGCUUUAAUGUCUUUUCCUUGAACCGGGCAGCAGAUGACCACGCCCUGAGGACCAUUGUUUUUGAGUUGCUGACUCGGCACAAUCUCAUCAGCCGCUUUAAGAUUCCCACUGUGUUUUUGAUGACUUUCCUGGAUGCCUUGGAGACAGGCUACGGGAAGUACAAGAACCCUUACCACAACCAGAUCCACGCAGCUGAUGUUACCCAGACGGUCCAUUGCUUCUUGCUCCGCACAGGGAUGGUGCACUGCCUGUCGGAGAUCGAGGUCCUGGCCAUCAUCUUCGCUGCAGCCAUCCAUGACUAUGAGCACACUGGCACCACCAACAGCUUCCACAUCCAGACCAAGUCGGAAUGCGCCAUCCUGUACAAUGAUCGCUCCGUGCUGGAGAAUCACCACAUCAGCUCUGUUUUCCGGAUGAUGCAGGAUGACGAGAUGAACAUUUUCAUCAACCUCACCAAGGAUGAGUUUGUAGAGCUGCGGGCCCUGGUCAUCGAGAUGGUGUUGGCCACAGACAUGUCCUGCCAUUUCCAGCAAGUAAAGUCCAUGAAGACGGCCUUGCAGCAGCUGGAAAGGAUUGAUAAGUCCAAGGCCCUGUCUCUACUGCUCCAUGCUGCUGACAUCAGCCACCCAACCAAGCAGUGGUCGGUUCACAGCCGCUGGACCAAGGCCCUCAUGGAGGAAUUCUUCCGCCAGGGUGACAAGGAGGCAGAGCUGGGCCUGCCCUUUUCUCCGCUCUGUGAUCGCACUUCCACUCUCGUGGCACAGUCCCAGAUUGGCUUCAUCGACUUCAUCGUGGAGCCCACGUUCUCUGUGCUGACUGAUGUGGCCGAGAAGAGUGUCCAGCCCAUGGGGGAUGAGGACUCCAAGCCUAAAAACCAGCCCAGCUUCCAGUGGCGCCAGCCUUCUCUGGAUGUGGAAGUGGGAGACCCCAACCCCGACGUGGUCAGCUUCCGCUCUACCUGGACCAAAUACAUUCAGGAGAACAAGCAGAAAUGGAAGGAACGGGCUGCAAGCGGCAUCACCAACCAGAUGUCCAUUGACGAGCUGUGCCCGUGUGAGGAAGAGGCCCCGGCCUCCCCUGCCGAAGAUGAGCACGGCCAGAACGGGCAUCUGGACUAGGCUGGGGCUGGCCCAGGUCCUCACGCGUCCAAAGUGUUUGAUGUCAUCAGCACCAUCCAUCGGGACUGGCUCCCCCAUCUGCUCCAAGUGAGCACGGAGGUCACGGAACAGACAGCCCACCCGAAGGACAAAUGCCAGAGACUAUGGGGUUGGGGGAAGGGCCCCUCCCCGCCCGACACCCAUUGGGGCGCACUUUAAUCUCCCGGCGGCAAGACUGGGGAACUUCAGGCUCCCAAUGGUCACUGUGUCCAUCCCCCCCGCCUCUGGACUCUCCCCGUGGCCAGGUGAUCGGCUGGAGGGGAGCUUCCUGGAGGCUUCCCGGGGCCUGGGGGGAGGGUGGGAGAUGCCAGCCCCCUAGGCCCUCCCCCAUCCUUUUUGCCUCCAAGUUUCUAAGCAAUACAUUUUGGGGGUUUCCUCAGUCCCCCACCCCAGAUCUUA